AUGUUACAUGCAUCAUAUAAUGUUAUCUCUCAGCCUGCAUCACACCGGUUAUCUCAACAGGGUGCCAUAACAAAGACAAUGACUGCCAUUGAAGAGACGGCUGGAAUGGAUGUGUUAUGCAGUGACAAGACAGACACAUUAACUCUUAACAAGCUUUCAGUGGACAAGAAUAUUAUUCAGGUUUUUGUUAAAAACUUUGACAGUGAUAUGGUUAUACUUAUGGCUGCAAGAGCAUCAAGGCUAGAGAACCAGGAUGCAAUUGAUGGUGCUAUAGUUUCAAUGUUAGCAGACCCAAAGGAGGCGAGAGCUGGAAUAAAAGAAGUUCACUUCCUUCCAUUCAAUCCAACUCAUAAAAGAACUGCACUAACAUACCUUGAUGCUGCUGGUAAGAUGCACAUGGUUAGCAAAGGAGCUCCAGAGCAGACCACAUUCAUCAACAAAAACGACUUUCGAAGAGAAGCUCAUCAGGAUGCAUGGGCUACUGAGCACAGAACCUUACAUGGCCUCCACUCUGCUGAGCCAAAAGGGUUUAGCGAUAAGCACACCUUCAGAGAAAUUAAUACAUUGGCAGAAGAGGCAAGGAGAAGAGCAGAGAUACCAAGGCUGAGAGAGCUUCACACUCUGAAAGGUAGAGUGGAAUCAUUUUUUCUGAUAGAAACACUUAAAACAACUAAUCGCUUUGAUCUUAAAGUAGUAGAUGAGACUUUCAACACAAAUGUCUUAAUACUUCCAUAA
Vigna radiata var. radiata (mung bean) is the source of this 735-nucleotide messenger RNA. RefSeq names its product plasma membrane ATPase 2-like. Lineage: Eukaryota; Viridiplantae; Streptophyta; Magnoliopsida; Fabales; Fabaceae. The record is from RefSeq and is a predicted model, not a curated record. The coding region runs from base 1 to 735 and encodes 244 amino acids. Gene Ontology annotation, molecular function: P-type proton-exporting transporter activity; nucleotide binding. The transcript is spliced from 6 exons. Gene Ontology annotation, biological process: regulation of intracellular pH; proton transmembrane transport. Gene Ontology annotation, cellular component: plasma membrane.